GCGUUGCGCAAGUCGCCGGCCAUGGGGUUUCGCAUCACGACGUGGAAUGAAAUCAAUGUAAAUGCUGAACGAGUCACAAGGAACCCUUUCUCCUAUGAGCCAUGGAGAGGAAAUCGAACCUUUGAGUCCAUGUUCGAUAUCCUAGAAUCAGAUAUCGUGGUCUUCCAGGAAACAAAAAUCCAACGGAAAGAUCUCCGGGAUGACAUGGUCCUGGUACCGGGCUGGGACUGCUAUUUCAGCCUACCCAGGGUCAAGAAGGGCGAGUCAGGAUACUCUGGAGUCGUGAUAUACACGCGCAAUGCGACAUGUGCGCCAAUACGUGCUGAGGAAGGCAUCGUUGGCGUUCUAUGUCCACCCAAUUCAUCAACCCCUUUCCGCGAUCUGCCAGAGGAUCAGCAGAUUGGCGGAUACCCGACUCUCGAGCAGCUCAGAAGACCGGCCGCUGUCUCAGAAGACUAUGACUCGAAUGCCGAAGAAGAUGAAGACAGAGCGACCGACGAGCCCAUUGAUCCAGCAAUUCUGGACUCGGAAGGACGGAGCGUCGUACUCGAAUUCCCGGCCUUUGUGCUCAUUGGAGUAUAUUGUCCAGCUAAUCGUGACGAAAGCCGCGAUACUUUCCGGCUGAGCUUUCUCAAUGCCCUUGAUGCUCGAAUCCGGAAUCUUGUCGCGAUGGGGAAGCGCGUUUUCGUGACGGGUGACAUCAACAUUGCCAAGCAGGCCAUCGACUCCGCUCAUGCUCUCGAGGCCAUUCGCAAGAAUACUUCAACAGAGGAAACCUAUAUUUCUGUGCAAUCUCGGAGGCUGUUCAAUGAGUUGCUGGACGAUGGGAAGGUCGUCGGACCUCGCGAAGAAGGCAGGGAAAAGCCUGUGAUGUACGAUAUAUGCAGAUCCUUUCACCCAGACCGGGCUGGGAUGUAUACCUGUUGGGACACAAGACUUAAUACUCGGCCGGGCAAUUUCGGGGCGCGUAUCGACUAUGUGCUUUGCAGUCUCGACAUGAAGGACUGGUUUGUCGAUUCGAAUAUCCAAGAGGGCUUGAUGGGGUCAGAUCAUUGCCCUGUUUACGCCGUCUUCAAGGACGAAGUACCUCACAAUGGAGAAAUGGUACACAUUCGGGAUGUGUUGAACCCACCAGGAACGUUCAAAGAUGGCGAGCGUCAGCAGGAGUACUCGUCCCAGUGGAUGUUACCUGGGUCUGGACGCUUGUUACCCGAGUUCGAUAUCGACAAACGCCGCAGCAUCAAGGACAUGUUCGCCCGCAAGCCAGCUCCCAGCCUCUCUCGGUCGUCAUCCACGAGCGGUGCUAUUGACCAGACGACCGCAGCUCUGGACGCAGAGCCCGUCGCAGUACGAACAGCCAUACCGAGCGAAAAGUCUUCCAUCGCAUCCAUCUCCACUCAAAAUUCUUCCUCGAAUACUCUGUCCCGCAAACGAUCACAGCCACUUCCAGCAGCGUCCGUCAAACGCUCCAAGUCUUCAGCCACACCAUCUGCAUCCACCGCUGCAGCAGGGCAGAAGACACUCAAAGGAUUCUUCAAGCCAAAGUCCGCCGAGGGCAACAGGCACAGCAAGCCCUCUGCGGACUCGACAAAGUCCAGUUUCCCACCCAGCUACGAUGGAACAUCAUCACCUACAACCAGUGCACACACGAGUAUCACCACUAACACCGCAGGAGCCACCUCCCAGCCCUUCGAAUCCAACACCAAUACCCAAGUCCCUACAGCAGAGAUCCGUUCUACGCAGUCCUCACCCAGCGAGUUUCAAACAGACACCAUCAUUGAUCCCAUCGUCAGCAAAGAAGAUUGGAACAAGCUCUUCACCAAGAAACCCGCUCCCCGCUGUGACAGCCACCAGGAACCAUGCGUUAGCCUGACGACGAAGAAGCCGGGCAUGAACCGCGGCCGCGCAUUCUGGAUCUGCCCGCGUCCUCUCGGUCCCAGCGGUGAGAAGGAGAAGGGUACACAAUGGCGCUGUCCGACCUUCAUCUGGGCCAGCGAUUGGAACUCGAAUCCGCAAGGAGAGUGA
Messenger RNA from Penicillium daleae, 2025 nucleotides. RefSeq names its product DNA-(apurinic or apyrimidinic site) lyase APN2. Lineage: Eukaryota; Fungi; Ascomycota; Eurotiomycetes; Eurotiales; Aspergillaceae. The annotation marks the transcript as partial. Gene Ontology annotation, biological process: base-excision repair. The record is from RefSeq and is a predicted model, not a curated record. Gene Ontology annotation, molecular function: zinc ion binding; DNA binding; DNA-(apurinic or apyrimidinic site) endonuclease activity. Gene Ontology annotation, cellular component: nucleus. The transcript is spliced from 5 exons.